UCCUGCAGCUCGGGCUCCCUGUCCUGCUGCCCCAGCAUCCUCCUCCUCAUCCUAUGGUGGACCUCAUCCUGCCCUACCCGCUCCUGGCUGCCAUGGGGGAUCAGCCCAAGAAGAAGCCAGGCCUGGCGGUGUGUGUGGGCUGCGGGAGUCACAUCCUGGACCAGUACAUCCUGCGGGUGUCCCCGGACCUGGAGUGGCACGCUGCCUGCCUGAAGUGUGCGGAGUGCAGCCAGUACCUGGACGAGAACUGCACCUGCUUCGUGCGGGACGGCAAGACCUACUGCAAGCGGGACUACAUCAGGUUGUUCAGCACCCGGUGCCCCAGGUGCCAGGGCACACUGCCUCGCUCCGAGCUGGUAAUGAGGGUCGGAGAACGAGUCUACCACACCGAUUGCUUCCGAUGUUCGAUCUGUAGUCGACGACUCCUUCCAGGAGAAGAAAUCAGCCUUCGAGACCAGGAGCUAUUGUGCGCGGCAGACCAUAACAUUCCAGACACUGGCAGAACGUCAUCGCUUAGGUCUCAUAUCCACAAGCAGACAGAGAAGACCACAAGAGUACGGACAGUUUUGAAUGAGAAGCAGCUACACACUCUACGAACGUGCUACGCAGCCAACCCCCGACCAGAUGCCUUGAUGAAGGAGCAGCUUGUUGAGAUGACUGGUCUUAGCCCUAGGGUGAUCCGUGUCUGGUUUCAGAAUAAGCGUUGUAAAGACAAGAAGAAAUCCAUUCUCAUGAAACAACUUCAACAACAACAGCAACUAAAUGACAAAACUAGCCUUCAAGGGUUAACAGGCACACCACUCGUAGCAGGAAGUCCCAUCCGCCAUGACAGUGCUGUACAAGGCGCCGCAGUGGAAGUACAGACCUACCAACCUCCAUGGAAAGCACUCAGUGACUUUGCAUUGCAGAGCGACUUGGAACAACCCGCAUUUCAGCAGCUGGUAUCUUUCUCAGAAUCAGGUUCUCUGGGUAACUCUUCUGGGAGCGAUAUCACCUCUCUGUCCUCUCAGCUUCCAGACACCCCCAACAGCAUGGUCCCCAGCCCUGUGGAAACGUGAGAUCUUCACACUGGGACUGAGCAGCAUGGAUCCUGCAUGAUUCCCCUUGACACUACAAACUGAGAACAAACCCCAAGCACUAAUUCUGCAGGAACCUCCUUCUUAUCUUCAGGGCUGUGCAUCAGUCUGGA
This is a messenger RNA of Bufo gargarizans (Asiatic toad), 1189 nucleotides long. RefSeq names its product ISL LIM homeobox 2 (gene ISL2). The transcript has 6 exons. Bases 54 to 1058 code for a protein of 334 amino acids. Gene Ontology annotation, biological process: axonogenesis; neuron fate specification; positive regulation of transcription by RNA polymerase II. Gene Ontology annotation, molecular function: cis-regulatory region sequence-specific DNA binding; DNA-binding transcription factor activity, RNA polymerase II-specific. The record is from RefSeq and is a predicted model, not a curated record. NCBI's taxonomy places the organism in Eukaryota, Metazoa, Chordata, Amphibia, Anura, Bufonidae. Gene Ontology annotation, cellular component: nucleus.